Acanthoscelides obtectus is the source of this 344-nucleotide messenger RNA. The record is from the annotation of a GenBank genome assembly. Lineage: Eukaryota; Metazoa; Arthropoda; Insecta; Coleoptera; Chrysomelidae.
AACAAAGUCUGUUAUUCAAACACUUCUCAAAAAUCUUCCCAAAUACAUUGAUAACUGAAAUAGGUCUAUAAUUGAACAUAUUGUGUUUACUUCCAGAUUUAAAUAUUGGUGUCACUAUGCUUUCUUUAAAUUGGCGAGGAAUUACUGAGGAUUUGAAACAGAGGUUGAUAAUAUUACAAACUAUUUGCUGUAACUCUAUGUUAUCCACUGGAGUUAGAAACAUAGAGUGAGCAAUGUUGACGACAUGAAGAUCUGAUGUAUCAAGAAUUGAGUUUUGGAUGUUGCGAGAUGGGUGGCUAAUUCAAAACUCAAUCAAUCUGAAAAGACUGACAUACACAUUUUGA